GGCGGGAGGAGGGUCAGCGAGCGCACGCCACGUGACUCGGCUGCCAGCUGAGCUCGCGAGUUUGACAGAAGUUUGAAUCGGACUCGGGGGCUUUCUGCAGCCGGAGGGGCAGAGCGGCCGUCCCGGCCUCGGCGAGCGCCAGCUGCAGCGCCCCCGCCAUCCGCCCAGCCAGUCUGGAGCCCCGGCCGCCGACGGCCGCCCGCGCUCCAGCACAGCUCGCUGCCCCGGCGGCUGAUCAGCAGCCCCUCGUCCCACCGCGGUACCCGCAGCUUCCCGGCCAGGGAGCCGAGCCCCGGCGCUGCGCCCCGGCCCCACUCUGCGAGCAUGUCUUCGACGGAGGGCUCGAGUCGCGCGGCCGACAAGUCGCCGCGCCAGCAGGUGGACCGCCUGCUGGUGGGGUUGCGCUGGCGGCGGCUGGAGGAGCCGUUGGGCUUCAUCAAAGUUCUCCAGUGGCUCUUUGCUAUUUUCGCCUUCGGGUCCUGCGGCUCCUACAGCGGGGAGACAGGAGCAACAGUUCGCUGCAACAACGAAGCCAAGGAUGUGAGCUCCAUCAUUGUUUUGUUCGGCUAUCCCUUCAGGUUGAACCGGGUCCAGUAUGAGAUGCCCCUCUGUGAUGAUGACUCCACUUCCAAGACCAUGCACCUGAUGGGGGAUUUCUCUGCUCCUGCCGAGUUCUUUGUGACCCUGGGCAUCUUCUCCUUCUUCUACACCAUGGCUGCGCUAGUCCUCUACCUGCGCUUCCACAACCUCUACACAGAGAACAAGCGCUUCCCACUGGUGGACUUCUGUGUGACUGUCUCCUUCACCUUCUUCUGGCUGGUAGCUGCGGCCGCCUGGGGCAAGGGCUUGACGGACAUCAAGGGGGCCACGCGGCCAUCCAGCCUGACAGCAGCCAUGUCUGUGUGCCAUGGAGAGGAAGCAGUGUGCAGUGCUGGGGCCACACCCUCGAUGGGACUGGCCAACAUCUCUGUGCUCUUCGGCUUCAUCAACUUUUUCCUGUGGGCUGGGAACUGUUGGUUUGUGUUCAAGGAGACCCCAUGGCACGGGCAGGGCCAGGACCAGGGCCAGGGCCCUAGCCAGGAGAGCGCAGCGGAGCAGGGAGCAGUGGAGAAGCAGUAAGCAGCCCCUACCUGGCUACUCCCGAACAGGACAGCACCUCUUCAACCACCUCCGGCUUCCAGGACCUCCCUCUUCUUCCUUCUCCAACUCCCCUCCCCGAUCAUUCUGGGCUCUGAGCUUUGAGACGACGCUAAUGGAUGGGCAGGCAUCAGCUGUCAGAAACCUGGGCAGCCCUCCCAGUGGCUUCCUAUCCAGCCUCUGGCUGGAGCCUCGGAAGGCAGGAGCUCAGUGCUUCUUGUCUACUGCCUGAAACCCAGCAUCUUACUUGGGGUCUUACUCGUACCCUUGCAGCCUCUGAGAAUGAGCAUCUACUGCAAGGGGCUGGAGAGCAGAGUCCUGAGACUGGUUCCUAGCAGCCACUUCUAUCAACCUGUUGGCUUCAAUAAAAGUGGGGGGAGGGGAAAUUGGCUGGCAACCUUUUUCCUGUUCCCUUGCAUGAAGGGCCCACCAGUGGUUCAGGAACUCCCUCCCCCCACCCCAGUGGCUGUCAUCUAAGACUUGUGUCUCCCCAAUCACCAGUCAGCCCCAGCUCUCCCACUUUUCCCUCUGGCCUCUGCUCACCCACACAGCCUACCAUGUGGGAAGCCACAACUAGCCUAGAAAAAAGCUCUGUAGAGGGUCCUGAUGAGGCCUGGACUUAGUGGGGAGCAGAAAUAUUGCAACUGGGUUGCAACUUCAAGACACUGAAGCCAGGGCACUUGCUGGGGAAGCAUUUCUUCUGUUCCCUCUGUCCUCCCAACCCUCCAGGCUGGGGCACUUUCUACCAAAACUACACUUGUACUUGCCCUAGAAAUCUGACUUUCCUUCCUGGCCUCCUUCUUGGGCUUAGUCCCACAUAUAGGACACAAGAUGAGGGGUCUAGGAACAUCUCCAUUUCAGUCCUCCCUGCCUCCAAUCUUUCCGUCCAUCUCCCUUCCCCAGCCUCUUGGGUCUGAGGCAUUCAAGAUCCUUUCCCAUGUCUUUCUAGGCCUUCCUUUCAUUCCUGUGGGUCCAGAUAGGGACUUUGGAAGGGUCCAAAGGACCAUCAUGAGGCUAAGUUGCCCAGAGCCCCAGGACAU
Messenger RNA from Mustela erminea (ermine), 2177 nucleotides. It is a transcript of the gene SYPL2, whose product is annotated as synaptophysin like 2. The transcript is spliced from 6 exons. Lineage: Eukaryota; Metazoa; Chordata; Mammalia; Carnivora; Mustelidae. Bases 325 to 1119 code for a protein of 264 amino acids. Gene Ontology annotation, cellular component: synaptic vesicle membrane; synaptic vesicle. The record is from RefSeq and is a predicted model, not a curated record.